AUGCCAGAUCUCAGUACUCGUCAAAAGGUUGCUGUUGUCACGGGUGCAUCCUCUGGUAUUGGGUUCCAAGUCUCCAAACAGUUGGCGCAGUUAGGUUGGAAAGUGUACGGAUGUGCUCGUCGUGUUGAGCUGAUCAAGCCUCUGGAGCAGUUGGGAGUUGUGCCUAUCCAACUCGACAUUACGUCAACUGAGGAGGUUAAAAAGUUCAAGGAGUUGUUACAGUCACAACUUCCAGAUGGUAAAUUGGAUGUGUUGUAUAAUAACGCUGGUCAGAGUUGUACACUUCCAGCCUUUGACGUUACGGACGCACAAGUGGAGCAGUGCUUUGCAGUUAACGUGUUUGCACCGAUCAGACUAACACGUGAGUUGCAAGAGUUUUUGAUCAAUGCAAAGGGUACAAUCUUAUUCACGGGUUCUCUUGCUGGGUUAGCACCGUUCCCAUUCUCAUCGGUCUACUGUUCUACUAAAGCUGCUAUUCACCAGUUUGCCCGUGCGUUACACCUUGAAUUAAAAGGAUUCGGUAUCCGUGUGAUCAACGUCAUUACUGGUGGUGUUGCUACGGACAUUGCCGACAAGAGACCCGUACCAAGUGGAUCGAAGUUCGAUUUCCCUGUGGCAUUGCAGUCAUUUGAAAACCGUAAGAAGAUGGCGGAAAAGAACAAACCACUGAGCGCCGAAAGAUAUGCGAAGAAAGUAAUUGGUGAUAUUCUAAGUUCGAGAGAUCCAAUCGAUGUCUACAGGGGUACGUACUCGACGAUUCUGAGCACUGUGGUCCAGUACUUCCCAGGCUGGUUUGUGGAAUUUGUCUUAACUGUGAAGUUCAAACUUGGGCCAAUCUUUAACUAUCAGAGAAAGAAAUACGGCGACGAUGUUGACUUGCACCUCGAAUGA
Molecule: messenger RNA, 891 nt
Organism: Williopsis jadinii
Lineage: Eukaryota; Fungi; Ascomycota; Saccharomycetes; Phaffomycetales; Wickerhamomycetaceae
Gene: AYR1
Product: acylglycerone-phosphate reductase
Exons: 1
Coding region: 1-891 (296 amino acids)
Biological process (GO): phosphatidic acid biosynthetic process; triglyceride catabolic process
Cellular component (GO): endoplasmic reticulum; lipid droplet
Molecular function (GO): acylglycerone-phosphate reductase (NADP+) activity; triacylglycerol lipase activity
Source: RefSeq, a predicted model, not a curated record